Molecule: messenger RNA, 4325 nt
Organism: Mobula hypostoma (lesser devil ray)
Lineage: Eukaryota; Metazoa; Chordata; Chondrichthyes; Myliobatiformes; Myliobatidae
Gene: cpap
Product: centromere protein J
Exons: 18
Coding region: 204-4169 (1321 amino acids)
Biological process (GO): centriole elongation; cilium assembly
Cellular component (GO): centrosome; centriole
Molecular function (GO): tubulin binding
Source: RefSeq, a predicted model, not a curated record
CAAAAUGGCGGUAGUUUUGAGAAAUGUUUGGAAGAGUUGGGAAUAUCGUUAAACGCCUUUUCUAGGGCGUGUUGGUUAGGUGGCGGCUACGGGCUUGCUUCGGAAAAGUUACGGAGAAUUAAGGGUAAUUAUUUCUCCUUGUGCAAAAUAGUGAAAUGCUUCAGAGGAAGAUCUGAAGUUUUCUGCAUGAUCCGGGGAGUUUGAUGGAGACUUCUGAAAUGUCUACGAUUGUUAAUGAUCCGGGGCAAAAUUUCUUGGCUGAGUGGACAACAAAUGUUACUCGUGCAGGAGUAAUAUUGAAUCCUCCAUUUUGCUUCAGUGAUGUGUACAGCUCUCUUCAGGAGUGCAGAAGUAUAAAUGACUCAUUCACUACUGAGUUUGCUCCACUUCAAUACUCAAACAACAGCAGCUGCUUCAGCUUAGAUUCCCUUUUGGAGGCAGACACACAGAAAGGAUCUGAACAACCUGGUUUUGAUAAGAAUGGUUCAUUGUCUUCAGAUCUUCACUCAAAUUCUUCCCAAAAUGGUUUAUUAUCGUGUAACAAUGUGGCAGGGAAGCAAGCCACUGAGAAAAUUAUUUAUAACGUUGCACUUGUGCAAAGACUUGAACAGUUAAAAGAGUGGCAACAGGAAAGGCAAGAGCAACUGAAGAAACAACAUCUGGAGCAGCUCCAGCAACUGGUAAAUGAGCAACAAACACUACUGGGUCUUAUUGGUACACAAGGAUAUGCAGAGAUUUUAAGUAGCUUAGAUGAUGUUGAAAAAAAAAUUCCAGUUAAAGUAGUUCUGCAACAAGAUGGACAUGUGGCACAAGAGAAUCCUGUCCUUGAGGGUGAGACUGGAGUUCACAUCGAAGACAGUGCUGCAUCAACAUGUUCAAGAGAACCUUUAAAUAAACAUCAAAGUAAUAAAGAUUCUACAAGGCCAACAUCUGUUCAAAGCCCACCUGAAAAAUCUUAUUCUUAUGAUGCACCAUCAUUUACAACUCUUGAAGAAAGACCCAUUAAGCCUGGUGUAACUGGAGAAAAGGAAACCUUUGAAGAAUUCCUGGAGAAGCAGAUGAAAAUGGAAGAACAGAGACUGCAACAACAACUUGAACUGAAACAGUUAUCGUUACCUCCAGUCUUCGCUGAGGAUAAGGGCAACCAGAAAAGGAAGUUUUUGAAGUGUGGUGAAGGACUAGCAAGAUUUUCAAAAAUCAAGUCGAGUAAUCUUGUAACAGUCAAAGCUGAUAAAGAAAGAAACCUAACCAAUCAGGAUUCUGUAAGUUUAAAGAAGGCAAAUUGUCAACAGAUGCAGCGGAAGUUGACACUAUUAAGCAAGGAAAACCAUAAUACUAGCUCUUCCUGGCUUGUCAACAAACCAAAGACAAUUGGUAAAGGGAAGAGCAACUCUGCAUUAUGUCUUAAAAAAGUAGCUGCCUUAGGAACCUGCAGUGAAGGUGCUGUCUUCCAGUCACUUCAUCAAGCUGAGGAGAUAACAAAUGCUUCAGAAGGUCAUGUUCACAAUGCCCCUAAAACUGAAACUAUUAAUGUGGUUCAGGAUUAUGAACAAAUGAAAAAACAGAUGAAACAGGGCAGUGAACUUUUGCUUGAACUUGCAUCACCGUGUAAGGCUGAGAGAUUGCAGAAAAAAUCAGGAAAUAUACUUCCCACUUGUCCAAUUGAUGGAGCCUCAAAUGAAAUUGAGAACUCAUUUGAGAUAUCAUUUCAAAAAAAGAUGGAGAACUGGAAUAAGGAAAAUGAGAAGGAAAUUGUUGAAUUGAAUGAAUUUGAAUUUUUGGAGCAGGCAGCUGAAGAACUUUCCUUCUCUAGUAAUUCUUCCUUUGUGUUAAAAAUGGCACACCAAGAUUGGCAAUACAAUAAAGACCAUAGAUUGUCCUCCACACCAAUAAAACUUUCUCAAGAUGAUCAAAUGUUUGAAAAUUCAAAUGACCCAAAAAAUAACAGAAAUGUGGAUGAUAGUGAUAUGAAGAAUGUUUAUCUGAAAAGUAAUUAUGUUGAAGCAGAGGGAAAGUUCACAAGUGUUUUUGAUCCACUGAUCAGCAAUGAAGCUGUAGCUCAAAGUGUCAAAUGUAAUUCUGAAGAAGAUCAGUGUAGUAUUUGUGAUACCACUUCAGAUUCAAAGAUGGAUCUUGAUUCUACACUGACAAAUGAAUCAGAGAAGCAGUCAGUGAUUUUUAACAGUAACAAGGAAGAUGAUCCUAAUUCUGUGUGUGGUAAACAACCAACAGACAGUCUCAAUAAAGAUAAGAAAAUGGACAUUGAUCUUGACUUGUCAUCUGAUGAUGAUGAUGAUGUCAAAAUGUUGACUGUGAUAGAGAAUGAUAAACUUGAGUUGAGCCAGAAAGAAGAUUCCUCUCUGUUUAAUUCAGAAGGAAACUUACCAUUGCAGCAAGAAAAGGUUGAGUUUGACGAUGACCAAACAUGGACUGACCAAGAAGAAGGUGGAUUUAAUAAACUUGAAGAUAUUUCAAUAGAGCCUGUUCAUACUUCUGUAUUAGUGACUCAAAAAUUCUCUUCUGGUGAAGUUACUGAGGACAAAUGUUUGAGAAGAAAAACUGCUUCUGCCAAGAAAGGAGAUGUUGAAGGUGAAAAAAAACUGAAGUUUGGAGAAUCACCACCUACAUCUGAUCUAAUAGCAAGAUUAUUUCCUUCACUGAAACCCAAGGCAAAGCCUGCAUUGCUUCAAGAGCUGGAACAGAAAUCUAAAACAGUGAAUGAAAAACCAUUAGGUAAUUGUAUCCAGUCCAAGUUGAUGAAGGAUAAGCUAUUAGAAUUGGAAUCUGAAAUUAACCAAUUUCGAGCAGAAAAUUCUACACUGGCUAAACUCCGAGAUGAUAAGGAAAAAGCUAUGAUGGAAUUUAGGAAAGAAAUUGCAGACUUUGAACGUAAGAAAGCUGAGGAGCUGACUCAAUUAGAAGAAUACAAAAAAGAGGAAUUAAAACGACUACAAAAGGAGCGAAUGGUUUUUGAAAAAUAUGCUGCAAUAGCAAGAGCUAUUCCGGACAAAAAGGAAAGAGAAGAAAUUAAGGUUCUUAAGCAGCAGAUAAUAGACUUGCAAGAAGAAUUGAAACGGAAGGAAUUAAGGUGGUCAAGCACUUACACAAGGCUUCGAAAUCAGAUCGAUGCACUUACCAAGGAAAAUCAAGAGCUUCGAGAUGAAGUUAAAGUAAUGGAAAAACUUCGAUUAGAAACCUGGAAGAAAGCUGAGAUGGCAACUGAGAAGAAAACUGGAAACUCACUUCCACAGCUUAUGAAAACUGAUGGGAUUCCAUUAGAAGCUAGGAAAAAGGAAACUGAUUCCUUGUUCAAAGACAGAAAUGGAGGAAAUAAAAGUUCAUACAGAAUUGAACAGUCUUCCCCAAGAAAUAUUAAAGUGAGCCAUGCUGUGAAACUCUCAGCUCCUGGAAUGACCAGAAAUGGCUUGAAGGAAAGUUCAGUGUCUUUAGUGAAUAAUGUUGAAAACACUAAAAUGAAUAAUACUGCGGUGCCUGGAAUGAAUCUUUCAAUGUCUUAUGAAAAUGUUCUAAAUGAAGAGCAGGUCUCAUCGCCAGCUAGUUCAUGUCUGGAAUUUAAUGGGGCCAAGGACGAAAUUCAAGAGGAGAUUAAAUACCCAGAUGGAAAGGUUGAGCAAGUGCUGAGAAGUGGACAUCAUAUAAUCAUUUUCUGUAAUGGUACAAGGAAAGAAGUUAGUGCUGAUGGGAAGAUCAUUAAAGUAACCUUCUUCAAUGGAGACAUAAAGCAGAUUAUGUCAGACCAGACUGUAAUAUACUAUUAUGCAGAUGCCCAGACAACACACACAACUUACCCUGAUGGUCUUGAAGUUUUGCAGUUCCCAAAUAAUCAACUAGAGAAACAUUAUCCAGAUGGCAGAAAGGAAAUCACCUUUCCAGACCAGACCAUUAAAUACUUGUUUGCAGAUGGUCACGAGGAGAAUGUGUUUCCUGAUGGAACAAUAAUACGCAUGCAGCUUGAUGGUACCAAGAUAAUUGAAUUUAAUAAUGGACAAAGGGAAAUACACACACCAAGCUACAAAAGACGCGAGUAUCCUGAUGGAACUGUUAAAACAGUACAUCUAAAUGGACAGCAAGAAACAAAGUACAGCUCUGGAAGAGUAAGAAUAAAAGAUAAGGAAGGCAAUGUAAUCAUGGACAGUAAACCCCACUGAUUAAGUAUUGUUUUAAAUGUAGUCAACACUUAAAAUUACAAUCAGUUAUCGUAAAGAAUUUGACUGCUAGUAUUUUUCUUGUAAAUACUUCUAUGAAAAUGUCAACCAUGAGCUUGGUGUUUAAAUGUUUAUAAAAUGGAUUUAUUGAAUUAUUUA